UCACCUUCUCGAAUACUGGUGCGGUCGACGUGGAGUACAUGUGGCAGAUAAAUAUGGACGAGCAGUACCCGAUGAGACGAACCGCAAAUUAUUCGCGACUCACGCUGGGACCACAGGGAGAUAUGCGAUCUGCGACUAACUCGUUGGUACACACUCAUGAGUCUCGCCAGCGACCUGAUCAAUAUCACGCGGCGGAGCUAAACGAUAAAGGCGCUAAAUUAAAUCGACGAUGUCUGACGUCAUCUCGAGAAGAUAUCGUCAAGAUAAAACUACCUGCUAGCGCCCACGAUCCAUCCGAUCUCUUCAGCAGUAGUGCCGGAUUGACAGAGCGAAGUAGCGACAGUUGGUUAGAGAGUGACGAUUUGCCGUUUGGGAUUUACCCCGAAAAGGGAAUCCUGCUGCCGGGUGAAUCGGCAAAAUUCACCCUGCGAUUUUCUCCUACGGACGUGUUCGACUACAAAGCGUAUCUCACAUGCAAGAAGUAUAAGGCUUUAUACAGGGUGUCCCGUGUAAGACGGACCAAAAGAAAAAUAUAAGUAGAACACAUAAAAGUGAACAAAAAUUGUACACGUCAUUUUUCAAACAACUACGUAAAAUUUUAAUCCAAGAAGAUUCGCGAAUGAUCAAAUGUGAUAAGAUAGAUGAGCUGCGAUGGCGAGGUUUGCCGUUGUAUGCUUGUAUAUUAGAUCAAACUGAACAAAAAAGUUUUCUUUCAUUUUCUAAAUGACACGUAGAUGUUUAGUUAUUAGUUGAAAAAGAUUGGUGCAUUAUCGCAUACAACUGUAUUGUGACGUGGCAGUGGUGCAGCUGCACGUCACAAGAGGAUUAAGCUGUCGAAUCAAGAAAUUAGAUUGAUUUCUUAGUGAUCGCUCGGGCUAAGCCGCGAGAAAUUCGUGCGAAUAUUUACAUUUUCGAUAGCGGUUUCCGAUAGUGUUUAUGUGUCGUACCAUCGGCGUAGCUAUCGGAAACAUUCGGAUUUUCGCGUUAGAUUAGCGAUUCGCGCGUCCCGAAUACCUGUGUCCUCGCGGCUCCCGAAACUGACAACAGGAGGUCGAGAGUGAGGAAACAUGGAAGCACAGCGUGGGACAAGAGCUUUCUCUCUGGGAAACCCCACAGAGAACCAGAGUGAGUCCUCAUUAUUCAAAUAAUACUGGCUACGGGACAACAAUAACAAUCUCGGAACAAAGAGAUGACCUACCAGACUUGUAUCGACUCGUUCGGCCAUCUUUUGCGUUGGAAUUAGCAUUGAGUAACGAUUAUUCGGUAAAGUGGUGUGGUCUGCUUCGCAUCUGGCGUCCAACAUCUUGAGUUCCGCGAGCGGAGCGUGGGAGGGUGGUAUUUUGCGCUUUAUAUCGUAGAC
Messenger RNA from Odontomachus brunneus, 1360 nucleotides. RefSeq lists its product as uncharacterized. The coding region runs from base 39 to 536 and encodes 165 amino acids. The record is from RefSeq and is a predicted model, not a curated record. The transcript is spliced from 5 exons. NCBI's taxonomy places the organism in Eukaryota, Metazoa, Arthropoda, Insecta, Hymenoptera, Formicidae.